Etheostoma cragini (Arkansas darter) is the source of this 2849-nucleotide messenger RNA. It is a transcript of the gene mgll, whose product is annotated as monoglyceride lipase. Gene Ontology annotation, molecular function: lipase activity. The transcript is spliced from 8 exons. Gene Ontology annotation, cellular component: membrane. Lineage: Eukaryota; Metazoa; Chordata; Actinopteri; Perciformes; Percidae. The record is from RefSeq and is a predicted model, not a curated record. The coding region runs from base 224 to 1129 and encodes 301 amino acids.
GAGAGAGAGAGAGAGAGAGAGAGAGAGAAAGAGGGUGUGUGAAUACUUGUUUAGUUUCAACCCAAACGUCGCUGACUGCAUUCUUCUCUUUGCGUGUGGCACGAGCAGAGCAUCGGAGAGAGAGGGGCAGAGUGAGAGAGACAUAGGCUACAGAGACAGCGAAAUUAGAGAGUCCCAGAAGAAGCUGAAACUUCACUGCAUACGCUCCAGCACAGACCCCUCCAUGCCUGAGCCGGGAGCUACUCCGCGGCGGAGCCCGCAGGGAGUCCCCUACACCGAGCUCCAGCACAUCGUCAACGCCGAUGGACUGCACCUGUUCUGCCGUUACUGGGAGCCCGCCGGCCCGCCAAGGGCUCUGGUGUUUAUUGCCCACGGGGCCGGGGAGCAUUGUGGGCCGUAUGACGAGAUUGCACAGAGACUGAAGGAACUGUCCCUGUUGGUAUUUGCACACGACCACGUUGGCCAUGGUCAGAGUGAAGGAGACAGGAUGAACAUCAAAGACUUCCAGGUUUACAUCCGAGACUCCCUGCAGCACGUUGACCUGAUGAAGUCGCGCCACCCAGACCUGCCCGUCUUCAUCGUGGGUCACUCCAUGGGUGGUGCUAUCUCCAUCCUGACGGCUUGUGAGAGGCCCAAUGAUUUUGCUGGAGUGGUUCUGAUAGCUCCGAUGGUCCAGAUGAACCCGGACUCUGCCACACCGUUCAAGGUUUUUUUGGCGAAGGUCCUAAACCACAUGGCGCCAAGCCUCACUCUGGGCUCCAUCGAUUCCAAAUGGAUCUCACGGGACAAAAAGCAGGUGGAGGCGUAUGAAGCUGAUGAGCUGAACUUCCACGGUGGCAUGCGGGUGUCAUUCGGCAUGCAGCUGAUGGGGGCGGCGGCGCGCAUCGAGAGGGAGAUCCCAUCCAUCAGCUGGCCCUUCCUGCUCCUGCACGGCGACGACGACAAGCUCUGCGACAUCAGAGGCUCCAAGAUGAUGUAUGACAACGCUCCGAUCUCAGACAAAAAGAUCAAGGUCUACGAGGGAGGCUACCACGCCCUUCACCACGACCUACCAGAGGUGGCCGAGUCCGUGCUGAAGGAGGUGACCAGCUGGAUCAUUGAGCGCAUUCCCGCUACUACAUCACCAUAACCGCAACCCCUCCUAGAAAAGUGACUAUGACAACCCAUUCAACGCUCCAACCUAGUCCCAAGAGGCCCGCUCAUUUUCCAGUAGUCCGUCAGGCGUAACAAUACUACUUCUACUACUACUACUACUACUACUACUACUACUACUACACUCUCUGGUCUGGGAAAUACAUUUUCUCAGUAUAAAAAGUUUACUGACGUUAUCCUCCAGGCACAUACUGUACAAAAAAGAAUAUUUCCACCUCCCGUGUGUAUCUAUCAAUCAGCCCAAGUUACACUGAUUUAAAGUGGAUUAUGGGUUCAGAAACUACUUCUUCUUGGAGAAACUCGGCAGCAGUGAGUGGAUUAGACCCUAUUGAGGUGCAGCUCAAAUUAAGUGCAGUUUAAGCUAUAUUAUCCUGGGGUUUGAAGUGCAAUAAUGAAGUUUCCUCCUCCUCAUUUAUAGGCCCAAGCCAGAUAUAUUAAGAAGUAAGGACAGAUGUAAUAUAAUAUAUGUUAUUAAUCCGCACAGUCACAUUUCACUUUUGCUCAUCCACCCUUAACAGACAGGUCAGAGGUCAGGAUCAGCUGGAGAACAGCACAUUUGGAGCUGCUGUGGUUUCGUGGCUGAGAGAAUACUCAGUAGCUAGGUCCUCGCCCUGCUUCACUUUCUUCACGGUGUCAGCAGAUACGUAACACUCAGUGGACGCAGUACAGGUUUUCUGUGAGACAGUUUUGUUAGUGCUUGCUUAGAAGCAGUCUUCCGAUCUGGUAGCUAAGGAGUCACUGUCAUCUUCUCAGAAAACAUCUGCCAAAUCUUAUAUGUCCCUUCCUAGAUUACACUGUUGUAAAAGUAAUUAAAAAAAAAAAAAAAAACUGUUGACAUUUCUAGAGUCACUCAGAAUCUUAAACUGUAAGCACAUGUGAUUGGGUGCAUGUACAACAAAUCCUCUUUUCUCCUGACUUUUUCUGCAUCCUUCCCUGUUCUUUGGCCCAAUGACAGAUGCUUGGCACCAACACAUUACAUAUGAAGAUUGGUGUUAUCGAUCCAUUUAAAUCUACUCCUAAUUUAUUCAUUUGGCAUGUUGUUUGAAGUAAAUUGUAAGAUGGAUCCUGGCAAAAUAUUUCAAGUCUAAAGUGAGGAUUUACAACCAAAGGAUUAUUUCCCCUGCCACCUCCAUUGAUUGAUCAAGUGACCAAUGGACAAAUUCCCAUUCCAUGUAAAGUAGUACACUUCUUUCAUUGAGCCAGUUAAGAGUGUAGGGACAUGAAGAGGAUGCAGAUCAACUCUCUCUCUGCAGGUGGGAAAUAGAGGAAAAGAGCAAAGUUCAAAAGACCCCCCAUGUGACCUUUGACCGUUUAAGGUCACAGUUGAUUUUGCGUCAUUCUCUGCAGCUAUAAAAUCAUUAAGCUCAGACUUCAGAUGAGGGCCCAGCUAGAAAAUGAUAGGGAUCCAUCUCUCUGUUACUAUUAACAAAAGGGUAGAUUUCCUCUUUCCACUCAGCAUCUGUCAUUUGGUGGAUACUUUUAUCCAAAUCACCUUUAAAUGAUAUGAAUGUAUGUAUUUCUUGCCUGGGUGGCCACAGUGGGAAUCCAAUCCUCUCAGGACAGUGCUGUAGUCAUCUUUUUGUUGAAAAGCAGUACGUUCUCUAGAAUAGAUUCCAGACAAUGUGAUAACAAAAGUGAUAUCACUGAAAUUAAACUUCUGGCUUCAAAAACACAACUGAAUAUUGUACCCAAAUCCC